AUGGAUGCAGCCUCUGGCGAUGCCUCGUCUGCGGACGCCUACUUCGACCUUGGAUCCUUCCACCGCCCAGUAACAACAAAUAACAAAUGGGCCCAGGUCUGGUUUGACCGUGGAAUCAUCUGGACAUACGCUUUUAACCAUGGCGAGGCAGCUCAGUGUUUCCAGAAAGCCAUCACCCAAGACCCAAGCUGCGCAAUGGCAUACUGGGGACUGGCAUACACGCUGGGGCCCAACUACAACAAGCCAUGGCAAUUCUUCGACGAAAAAGAGCUGGAGACAACCGUGCAACGCACCAACCGCGCCAUCCACAACGCCCGACAAUACGCAGCGACGGCGCAACCCGCGGAAGCGGCUCUCAUUGAUGCCCUCCAGCUCAGGUACCCGCAGGCCCAGCCGACGGACGACUGCUCCUCCUGGAAUCAGGGGUAUGCCGAUGCCAUGCAAUCUGUCUACCAGCGAUUUCCCGAUGACCUAGACGUGGCAACCUUGUACGCGGACGCACUGAUGAAUCUGACCCCUUGGGAGCUAUGGGAUAUACGCACCAACGAGCCCGCCCCAGGCGCGCGCACAUACGAAGUCAAAGCCGUUCUCGACCGCGCGCUGACACAGAAGGGAGGCCUCCGCCAUCCCGGUCUACUCCACUUAUACAUCCACCUGAUGGAGAUGUCCGGCACGCCAGAAAAGGCCCUGGUGGUGGCGGACCACCUGCGCGGGCUGGUCCCCGACGCGGGACAUCUGCAACACAUGCCCACGCACCUGGACAUUCUGUGUGGCGACUACCGGCGGGCGAUAGCAUCCAACUCGGACGCUAUCCGCGCGGACGAAAAGUUCCUUGCUCGCGCGGGCCCGGUCAACUUCUACACCCUCUACCGGUCCCACGAUUACCACUUCCGGAUCUACGCGGCUAUGUUCUCCGGGCUGUCUGCGAUAGCCCUGGAAACGGCAGCUGAGCUCGAGCAGUCGAUCCCGGAGGAGCUUCUCCGUGUUGAGUCGCCCCCGAUGGCGGACUGGCUGGAGGGGUUCCUCACGAUGCGAGUCCACGUGUUGAUCCGGUUCGGACGCUGGCAGGAGCUGCUGGACCUUGAACUGCCGCGAGAUGCAGAGCUAUACUGCGUGACGACGACCAUGAUACAUUACGGCAAGGGAGUUGCGCUGGCCGCAACGGGGGAGGUAGAUCGCGCGAACGAAGAACGGGGCCAAUUCGACCAAGCUUUGAAACGUGUCCCCGCUAGCCGAAUGCUAUUCAACAACAAAUGCGUCGAUAUCCUAGGUAUCGCAGAAGCCAUGCUAAACGGGGAGCUCGAAUACCGCCGCGGGAAUUUCGAAAUCGCUUUCGAGCACCUGCGCCGCGCAAUUUCACGCGACGAUGGGCUUCCUUACGACGAACCCUGGGGCUGGAUGCAACCGACGCGACAUGCAUACGGAGCCCUCCUGCUAGAACAAGGGCACGUGGAGGAGGCCGCUGCGGCUUACGGCGCCGAUCUGGGAAUGGACGAUACGCUGCCUCGCUCGCUGCAACAUCCGAAUAACGUUAACAUGGCUGCAAAACUCCUCAGCUGGCUCACUAUCCUCGCAGCUUGCCUUUCUAGCAUGAUAAUAACCACACAUGCAACAGAUGCAUUCCAACAAAAAUGUAUAUCCUUCCCCGCACAAGAACACAUCUCAAACUCUCACAUUCAAGCCCUAGAAUACAUCCCCCAAGGGACCAACUUGACUCUAGCGGACAACGAUAGCACAUGCUCCCGCCAGUCCCAGCAAGUCUCAGUCGACAUCUGUCGACUCGCCCUCUCCGUCGCGACGUCCAACCGGUCGUCCGUGGUUGUGGAGAUUUGGCUACCACGCGAGUGGAGCGGACGAUUUCUCGGGACGGGGAACGGGGGCAUAGAUGGAUGUAUCAAGUACGAGGAUGUAGAGUAUGGAGCGUCGAAUGGAUUUGCGACGAUUGGGACUAAUAACGGGCAUAAUGGCACCACUGCUGUACCGCUAUAUCGCAAUCCGGACGCUGUUGUGGAUUUUUCUUGGAGGGCACUUCACACCGGCGUGACGAUAGGCAAGGAGCUGACGGCCCGUUUCUACGGUCGAGCACACAGCAAGUCAUACUAUAUUGGCUGCUCCCUCGGCGGACGCCAGGGGAUCUACGCCGCGGAUGUAUUUCCCGAAGACUUCGACGGCAUAGUUGCCGGUGCGCCGGCGGUGGACUUCAAUAACCUCGUCUCGUGGAGGGCUAGUUUCUUCCCGAUCACUGGGUCGGUCAAUUCAUCGCGAUACGUUACCGAAAGUCAAUGGAAGGGUUUAAUACAUUCGGAUAUCCUGCGGCAGUGCGAUGGCAUUGAUGGUGUUCUUGAUGGUGUCAUUGAGGAUCCCACGAUGUGCGAUUUCCAGCCGGACGUUCUGCUGUGUGAGAGAGAUCAGAUGCAUGACUGUUUGAGUCCUGCCCAGGUGGAGACUGUUCGAGAGAUAUUCUCCCCGCUUCGCGACGAGAACAGUCGCUUGAUAUACCCUGCCAUGCAGCCAGGGAGUGAGCUUAAAUCUGCUGAGGGACUCUAUGCCGGAAAACCCUUUAUGUACUCCGAGUCAUGGUUUCAAUACGUCAUCUACGACCCCUCAUGGGACCCAUCAAGCUUCAAUCUCCACGACGCGCAGAUAGCAGACACCCUAAACCCAGGUAACAUCCGCACGUGGCCCAGCGAUCUUUCACAAUUCCAAAACCGAGGCGGCAAGAUCAUCGUCCACCACGGCCAGCAAGACGACAAAAUCACCAGCUUCAACACGCCGCGAUUCUACGAUCAUCUCGCUGCUAGCAUGCAGUAUUCGUCCGCGCAGAUGGAAAAUUUCUUUCGCUUCUUUCGCGUUCCGGGAAUGUUCCACUGUAAUUCUGGACCCGGGGCAUGGGUCAUUGGUCAGGGAGGCGGGCCGUCAGCUGCGGUAAUACCAUUUACUAAAGAGCGGAAUGUGCUUGCGGCUUUGGUGGCGUGGGUGGAAGAUGAUGAGGCUCCUGAGACUAUUGGAGGGACGAGAUUUGUGGAGGAUAAUCCUGAGUUGGGCGAGGAGAGGCGACGCGAGCACUGUCGUUACCCACUGCGAAGUAUAUAUGUGGGGGGAGAUGCUUCGUUAGCGGAGAGUUGGAGAUGUCGACCGUGA
Aspergillus campestris IBT 28561 is the source of this 3141-nucleotide messenger RNA. Its product is annotated as TPR domain protein. The record is from RefSeq and is a predicted model, not a curated record. Lineage: Eukaryota; Fungi; Ascomycota; Eurotiomycetes; Eurotiales; Aspergillaceae. The transcript has 6 exons. Gene Ontology annotation, molecular function: protein binding. The coding region runs from base 1 to 3141 and encodes 1046 amino acids. Gene Ontology annotation, cellular component: intracellular anatomical structure.